This is a messenger RNA of Magallana angulata, 1213 nucleotides long. Its product is annotated as dynein axonemal heavy chain 8-like. Gene Ontology annotation, molecular function: minus-end-directed microtubule motor activity; dynein intermediate chain binding; dynein light intermediate chain binding. The record is from RefSeq and is a predicted model, not a curated record. Lineage: Eukaryota; Metazoa; Mollusca; Bivalvia; Ostreida; Ostreidae. Bases 25 to 681 code for a protein of 218 amino acids. Gene Ontology annotation, cellular component: dynein complex. The transcript has 3 exons. Gene Ontology annotation, biological process: microtubule-based movement.
AGAAACGCCUGUGAGAACAAUGUAAUGGGUGACCAGUUGAGUGACCACUAUCUUUCUGCCGCGGACGACCUGUACCACCUGAGGAUUCCCAGGAUCUGGUGUAAGAUGACCGGCACCACGGCACCACCCUACACCUACAACGCCGCCCAGUGGCUCCGCGACCUGGAGGACCGCUGGAAACACUUUGAGAAAAUCCUCAGCAUGGGUAGAAAGGCAAUGCCAGCCUACUGGCUAGGAUCGUUUUUCAAUCCUAGAGGACUCCUAGCUUUGCUGAAGCAGGAGGCUAUCAAGAACUACUGUGGGGACAGGUCAGGCAACUUUGAACAGUUCACCUUCCAGACUGACACCACAUUCAGAGACUUUGGACAUCUCCUCCAACCUCCACCAGAGGGUGUCUACAUCCACGGAAUCCACCUAUGGGGCUGCUCCAUCGAGAAGACGACCAAUGAGUUCCAGGACCAGGCCUCGCGCCAGGGAUACGCCCCUCUCCCUGUCCUCCAUCUCCAGUGCUACCCAGUCAACGAGAAGCCAGCCCUACAGGAGCCCUCCUUCCAAUGUCCCUUGUAUGCAUCCAGAAUUGCCCCACGUGACCCCAUCAUGGAAAUCGACAUCAAGAAGGAGGGAAUUCCGCCCAUGAGGUGGGCUCUGCGCGGACUGACUGCCACUAUAUGGCCGUAUUAAACGACAAAGAACAAUGUAGUGUGGCUUUGCUGGAGAGUUUUGAAUUUUCUCUCUAUAAAUUGUGACUGUUUUAGUAGUGGUUUUGAUUAAAGUUAAUUGACUGGUAUAGAUCUGAUUUUCCAAGAUCUUUAGUAAAAAACUGUUGAUGGUUUUAUAUUAUUUAAAUGUGAUUCUUAUAUAUGUUUUUUUUAACUGGUAUGCAAUACAUUAUCAUAGCAUUAUGUAGCCAAAUCCCAUUCCAUGGUUUUAUCGCCUAUUAAUUUUGUUUGUGUGAAAAUCCGUCCAGUUGUGUUUCACACUGUGAUAAAAUAUAUAGGGAGGACUGUAGACUCCCUAAAGCCUAGCGAUUUAUUUAUAGAACGUUGGUUUUCCUUGACAGUGAUGCAUUAAGUAUUUGUUUAUACCCUUGUUGAUAUUUUAUAUAUUUAAAAUAUUAAAAGUAUGUAUAUUUUUUCUGUAUUUUUCAUGCCUAUGUGUCAAAAGUUUUACAAGCUACUGAUUUCAAUUAAAAUUGAAUGUUGUUGAAGAGGCA